CAGCCACUAAGCCAACAAUAUACGGAAUAUUUAUGAAUUAAAAAAACCUCUGGAUUUCCACUAUAAAUUGCAAGUGAUGCAACACAAUUUCCAUCAGAGUGAUAAAUCAUAAAAGUUCCAAUGGGCAAGAAGAAGUUAACCUUUCUCAUCCUCCUAUUAGCCUCUCAAGCCUUGGCUGAAAUCACUCCCAACACUUCUGUUUCUCCAGGAACAAUAUGCAAGUCCACCCCAGACCCAUCUUAUUGCAACUCCGUGCUCCCUCCCCAAAACGGCAACGUUUACGACUAUGGCCGGUUCUCGGUCAGAAAGUCUCUUUCAAAAGCCACCAAUUUCUUGAACUUAGUUAACAGAUACCACCGUUCCUAUCUUUCAACCUCCGCAAUCCACGCCCUGGAAGAUUGCCAAACCCUCGCCGAACUCAACAUAGAUUUUCUCUCCAGUUCCUUCGAAACGCUGAACAGAACAACGAGGCUUUUACCCACUUCACAAGCUGACGACAUUCAAACCCUUUUAAGUGCCAUUCUAACCAACCAACAAACCUGCUUGGAAGGCCUUCAAGCCACCGCCUCCGCAUGGCGCGUCAGGAACGGACUCUCCGUUCCGCUCUCCAACGACACCAAGCUCUACAGCGUCUCUCUGGCACUCUUCACAAAGGGGUGGGUCCCCAGCGACGCUAAUGUCUCCGUGUUUCAGCCAAACGCCAAGCAGCGUGGCUUUCGAAACGGGCGUUUGCCGCUCGAGAUGUCCAGCAGAACGCGCGCGAUCUACGAGUCGGUGAGUAAGAGAAAGCUCCUUCAGGCGGCGACGGUGGGCGACGUGGUUAAGGUAAAAGACAUUGUGACGGUGAGUAAAGAUGGAAGCGGAAACUUCACCACCAUCGGCGACGCCCUCGCCGCGGCCCCGAACAAGACUGCAUCCACGGCGGGGUACUUCCUGAUCUACGUCACCGCCGGUGUUUACGAGGAAAAUGUGUCUAUUGAUAAGAAAAAGACGUAUUUGAUGAUGGUUGGAGAUGGCAUCAACAAGACAAUUAUUACUGGGAAUCGCAGUGUUGUUGAUGGCUGGACAACUUUUAAGUCAGCGACAUUUGCGGUGGUUGGCGCAGGGUUCGUGGGUGUAAAUAUGACCAUCCGCAACACUGCCGGAGCAGAGAAGCACCAGGCGGUAGCACUCCGAAACGGCGCAGAUUUGUCCACGUUUUACAGCUGCAGCUUCGAAGGAUACCAAGACACACUGUACACCCAUUCCCUGCGACAAUUCUACAGGGAAUGCGACAUCUACGGCACCGUAGAUUUCAUAUUCGGAAACGCCGCGGCAGUGUUCCAAAACUGUAACAUCUAUCCUCGCCUUCCAAUGAGUGGCCAAUUCAACGCCAUCACCGCACAGGGACGAACCGACCCAAAUCAAAACACGGGCACUUCCAUCCACAACUGCACGAUCCGACCAGCCGAUGAUUUGGCUACGAACAUCGAUGCCGCUGAAACUUAUCUCGGAAGGCCCUGGAAAAAUUACUCCCGGACGGUUUUCAUGCAGAGCUUUAUGGACAUUGUCAUCAAUUCUGCUGGGUGGCGCGAAUGGGACGGUGAUUUUGCUUUUAGCACUUUGUAUUAUGCGGAGUUUAACAACACUGGACCUGGUUCUAGCACUGUCAACAGAGUCACGUGGCCGGGUUACCACGUCAUUAAUGCCACUGAUGCUGCUAAUUUUACGGUCUCUAACUUCUUGCUUGGUGAUAACUGGCUGCCCCAGACCGGAGUGGCUUACGCCAGUAACUUGAUAUAGAUGCAUUAACUCACUCAUUCAUCACUUUGUUCUUAUUUUAAGUUGUAAUUUCCUCUUUGAUAUUAUUUUUUUCUUGUUGGUAAAAAUAAAAUAUGCAGGCGAUCAGUGAAAUUGUACCGUACCCAAUUCCUGCCAUAGUGCAAUGUGAAACCUAAAUUGUUUGAAUUUAA
This is a messenger RNA of Glycine soja, 1952 nucleotides long. RefSeq names its product probable pectinesterase/pectinesterase inhibitor 41. Gene Ontology annotation, biological process: cell wall modification. The transcript has 2 exons. Lineage: Eukaryota; Viridiplantae; Streptophyta; Magnoliopsida; Fabales; Fabaceae. The coding region runs from base 121 to 1782 and encodes 553 amino acids. The record is from RefSeq and is a predicted model, not a curated record. Gene Ontology annotation, molecular function: pectinesterase inhibitor activity; pectinesterase activity.